CGUCGCGCAAGGACAGUGGGCCUACAGCUAGCGAUGCAUUAUUAAACAGAAGGCGGACUUUCUUCUGCCUUAAAUGGCAGUGACAUGCAUAAUUCGUAUCGAAUAACGCAGUACUGAUGUCGCUCAUUUAGUUACAGCAAUGCUGUGCAGACAUUGUACCCUUUUCAAAACAAAAGACGAUUAAAAAUGCUGACGUAAAACCUUGCAAAGCUUGCAGCCAAUCACGAGGCUACUUUUUUGGCAUGUGCGAAAUUGCGCCGAACAUUUUUUUAGAAUUGAGCAGCCACCUGCUUACUGCUCAAUUGUAAAUAAAUAGCCUACAAUAAAAUAAUAUACAUAGCCUAUACUACCGGAAGUCGUUGCAGCGUCGUAAAGUUGGAGAUCCUCUAUCAGAUGGACGGAGUGAAUCGGUGCUGGUCUGAUCAAUGUUCAACGAUGGCGUGGUGUAUUCUGGGUGCUGCAGUCCUCAUGCUGAGCCUGGGGGUGGACGGGGCAGGGGGCGGGUCCUACGUGGCGGCCGUGUACGAGCACCGCGUCAUUCGGAACCUGCAGCCCAAGGUUCUGCUGAGCCGACAGGAAGCGCUGGAACACAUGAAUAAGAACCUGGACGUGUAUGAGGAGCAGGCUGCUGCUGCCGCCAAACAGGGUGCCCACAUCAUUGUGUUUCCAGAAGAUGGCAUCCAUGGCUUUAACUUCAGCAGGGAGUCCAUCGCUGGUUACCUGGAGACGGUGCCAGACCCCACAACUGUGAGCUGGAACCCCUGUUCUGACCCAGCCCGUUUCCCUAAUACUGAGGUUCUGCAUCGUCUCAGCUGCAUGGCCAAGAACAACAGCCUGUACCUGGUGGCAAACAUGCCGGGGCGUGAGGAUUGCGAUGCCCAGACAACCCCCUGCCCCCCCGAUGGGCGCUACCAGUUUAACACGAAUGUGGUGUUCAGUGCUAACGGCACACUGGUAGCGCGUUACCGCAAGCGGAACCUGUACUUCGAAUUCGAGUUUGACACGCCUGCUGACCCCCAGCUCAUCACCUUCGACACACCCUUCGCUGGUCGCUUCGGUCUGUUCACCUGCUUCGACAUCCUGUUCUACAACCCAGCGGUGGAGCUGGUGGAGAAGCUGGGGGUGCGGCAGCUCAUCUUCCCCACAGCCUGGAUGAAUCAGCUCCCCCUGCUGGCUGCCGUGCAGUUUCACCGUUCCUUCUCCUACGCCACUGGCACCUCCCUGCUGUCCGCUAACAUUCGCACAGACACACUGGGAAUGACCGGCAGCGGCAUAUUCAGCCCCUGGGAGACAUUACAUCACCAUGCGGGGGCGGGCGAGCCGGAAGCUGGCCGGCUGCUGGUGAAAACUCUGCCUGUUCUGGACUCCCUCAGGCCUGACCUUCGACCCCACAACCCCCCCCUCCCACGACCAUUCUCUGGAGACCAGGAGCCCCAGCACUGCUUGCGGGGGGGCGACGAGUGCCAGAAUACUGUCCCCGAGGGAUGGGGUCGUCUCGAGGAGCCAGCUGCCCCCAGCAGCCCCUUCAAGGCGGAGAUGAUGUACGACAGUUUCACCAUGGUGCUCGUGGAGGGCUCUGAGGGAUACCUAUCUGUGUGUGAUAAUGCACUCUGCUGCCACCUGCAGUUUCGGAGGCGAACUGCGCCACAGGAGCUCUACGCGUUGGCGGCCUUCGACGGCCUGCACGUGGUCCACGGAACAUACUACGUACAGGCGUGUGCGCUGGUUAGGUGCAGCGGUCCCACCCCUCAGACCUGUGGGGCAGAGAUCGACCACGCCGACACGCUCCUGGACUUCCGGCUGAUGGGAAACUUCAGCACGCCCCACGUGUUCCCAAGCGUGCUCGGGAGCCACAUGCAGCUGGAACGCCCUGACCACAGCGGCUGGGGGGGGCGGGGCUUCUACAUGAGCUGCCGCGAGCUGGAGCGCGGUCUGGUGACUGCUGCACUCUACGGCAGAGCGUAUGACCGGGACCACACCCACACCGCCGCUGGGGGCAGUGAUAUGAACGUGUAGAAAUACUGAGAGUCUCACACUGGAUUAUGAACACGUGCACAUGCAGCCCAUUUGGUGCAUCAUGGGGAAUGGAGUGAAGUGUGUGUGUAGAACUACACUGGAAGGGUGAGAACUGGAA
Molecule: messenger RNA, 2134 nt
Organism: Anguilla anguilla (European eel)
Lineage: Eukaryota; Metazoa; Chordata; Actinopteri; Anguilliformes; Anguillidae
Product: biotinidase-like
Exons: 5
Coding region: 394-2016 (540 amino acids)
Molecular function (GO): hydrolase activity, acting on carbon-nitrogen (but not peptide) bonds, in linear amides
Source: RefSeq, a predicted model, not a curated record